Messenger RNA from Hordeum vulgare subsp. vulgare (domesticated barley), 1307 nucleotides. RefSeq names its product glycine-rich cell wall structural protein 2-like. The coding region runs from base 128 to 1039 and encodes 303 amino acids. The transcript has a single exon. NCBI's taxonomy places the organism in Eukaryota, Viridiplantae, Streptophyta, Magnoliopsida, Poales, Poaceae. The record is from RefSeq and is a predicted model, not a curated record.
CUAGUGUUUGCAUACCAAGGACAAGGGGUUGCAGAGCCUUCUAAGCAAGAAAGCAAGCCAGCAGCCUAGACCUACACAUAUUUGAAUCACAUAGAAGCAAGGCCUGGUUCCGAGAGGUUCCGCAACAAUGCGACGAAUGACGACCAUUUCGGUUGGCGUUGUUGUGCUUGCGACGCUUGUUUUGGCAUCCGAGGGUCGCAUUGCGCGAAAGGACUUGAGCCUAGACUUUGGUGGUGUAAGCAUAGGGACCGGUACAGGUGCCGGUAUAGGGAUUGGCAUAGGUGGUGGUGUUAGUGGUGGUGCCGGCUCCGGCUCCGGCUCCGGCUCCGCAUCGGGGUCUGGUUCUGCGUCGGGAUCAGCCUCCGGUUCGGGGUCUGGCUCGGGGUCUGGUUCAGGCGCUGCAUCAUCAGCGGGUUCAGGUGCGGUUUCUGGCGGGGGGUCUUAUGCUGGGUCUGGUGCAGGCUCAGGCUCGGGUGGAGCCUCUGGCUCUGGUGCUGGUUCAGGCUCCGGUGGAGCCUAUGGUGGAGCAUCUGGCUCUGGUGCUGGUUCAGGUGCAGGCUCCGGUGGAGCCUCUGGCUCUGGUUAUGGUCAGGGGCAGGGAAAAGGCGAAGGCCAGGGCCAGGGCCAAGGAUCUGGGUAUGGCCAGGGUUCCGGCUCGGGUCAUGGACAGGGUUCAGGCUCUGGUUCAGGUUAUGGUCAAGGACGUGGUGCGGGAUCAGGAUAUGGCGAGGGCCAUGGCGAAGGUUAUGGUCAAGGAACUGGUGAUGGGCAAGGAUCCGGAUAUGGUGAGGGCCAUGGCGAAGGCUAUGGUCAAGGAACUGGUGCUGGGCAAGGAUCCGGAUAUGGUGAGGGUCAUGGCGAAGGCUAUGGUCAAGGAAAUGGGGCCGGGCAAGGAUCUGGGUAUGGCGAAGGUCAUGGCCAAGGCUCAGGUUCAGGAUCUGGCUAUGGUGAAGGCUCUGGUAGUGGUUAUGGAAAUGGGGCCGGGUCGGGCUACGGCGAAGGUCAUGGAUAUGGGUAUGGAUCUGGACAUGGUAAAUGAUUAAGAAGUGGACUACUACGGUAUUAAUAAAGUAUGGUUGUCUCGAGCUUCAUAUUUACACUUGGACAUCAUCUAUGUGUGUGAGUGUGCCUUUGAUCCUAACUAAAUUGGUGGAGGGUCAAAUGCAUAACCCUGCCAUCUAGCUAGGUUCAAGUCUUGCACUUGGACUUUAGAAUGUAUGUUCCAGUCCUAUUAAUAGUACAUGUAGGUUCUCCUAUAUGUGCUUUAAUAUGCAAUUACUCAUAAAUAAAUUCCAAUGUUGAGUAAA